Prorocentrum cordatum is the source of this 825-nucleotide messenger RNA. Lineage: Eukaryota; Dinophyceae; Prorocentrales; Prorocentraceae. The record is from the annotation of a GenBank genome assembly.
AUGACGCUGCGGUCGCCGCUGGCGGCGGCGCCACCCGCGGCGGCGGUGAGGGCAUGCAAGACCGUAUGCUGCACCUGGAGGCCGCCGUGCCCGAGUCGGCGGCCGCGAGCCUCGUGCAGGACAUGUCGGACUCCAACUUCGGCUCAAGAGGCGGCCGUGGAGGGCGAGUCCGGCGGCGAAGCGGACCUCGAGGGCGCGUACGAGGUGCUGGACGCGUUCCCGUCCAGUGGCGCUGCUGGGCCCGCAGCAGGCCAGGCCAUGGCUGCUUCGGAUGGGGGCCAUGAGGGCCUCCGCGCCUCGGAGGCCGUGCGCUGCUCGUGGGCAGACGUCAGCGACGCCGUGGGCGCUGGCGGCGACAAGUGCUUCGGCAACGUUGGCGGCGAUGUGGAGGGCGCCAGCCUGGACGAGGAGGUCCAGGAGAGCGUGGAGACGACAGAGUCUGCGUCGGCGGGUGCGAGCCUCGUGCCUGACGUGGCGGACGGUCCUAGCCUCAACGUCUCCUGCGAGGUUCCUCCCCUGCCCUUGUCUUCCUGCGACUUCGCCAGCGAGGCGUCGGAGCUGGUUGGUAGAGGUGGUGCGCGAGCUGGCGGGUGUCUGCGAAACCUCGGCGAUCGGGGCGUUCGACAGGCUCAUCAAUGGUGUCGGCGAUAUUCUCGAACGGCUGCACGCCGCGGGCGGGACCGACGACCAAGGGGAACUGCUGCUGCUGGGGAUGCUUCGCCAGCGCGCCGCCUUGGCCUGCAAGGCACAGGACGGCGAAGCGAACAGGCAGCUGGGGAGAAAUGGGGGCGGCCAAUGAGGGGGUCGCCUCGCCUUGCGCUGUGA